Molecule: messenger RNA, 754 nt
Organism: Salarias fasciatus (jewelled blenny)
Lineage: Eukaryota; Metazoa; Chordata; Actinopteri; Blenniiformes; Blenniidae
Product: transmembrane protein 238-like
Exons: 2
Coding region: 160-489 (109 amino acids)
Source: RefSeq, a predicted model, not a curated record
GUCACACAGCAGGACUGCAGGACAGGUAGAGCAGGUGAGGAGGUGUCAGGUUACACAGGCGGCUCUGUGUCUCCACAAAGACUCCAAACACGGUUUAUUUACUCCGGAAUACAUCUCAGUAUCACCAGCAAAUCUGCAACCUAACCAAAAGGUGCAGCUAUGGCACCAAAGUAUGAGGGUCUGUCCCACUGCAAGCUGGCUCUUGUGUUCGCGGUGCUGAUGGAUCUACUGGGUGUGAUCUCCAUGCUGCUGGGGGUCUUCGCCCAGCUCGAGAUCCAGGGCCGGGACUUUGGGGAUCUGCUGGUGUACACAGGAGCUCUGCUGGUGCUGUUCUCCGUGGGAGGCUGGGUUUUAUGGUACAGCGGCAACAUUGAGGGUUUGACCUCCAAGAAGGAGUUGGGUGGCACCGUGGGUGGAGCUGUGGAUCGACUCGCUCGCUCUCUGAGUCGGAGGAUACGGCUCCCCAGGACUCGCAGCAGUCCAACAUAGGAGGUGGACGUUAGGGAUACCAAAGUUUGAAGGACUGACAGACUUGUGUUGCUUACAGAGUUGUGCUCAAGUUGGAAGGGGGCCAAUCUGCCCGAGGCAAAGGAGUGUCACCCUCAGUGGAAACACCUCAUUGACACGAAAGCCCUGAUUUCGUAUUACUGAAAGAAUUUGUGUACUCUGUUCAGUUUUGUAUGUAAACAAAGACAAAAUUGAGGAUUAAACAGAUCGUCAUAUCACAUCAUUUAGUGAUUUCCUCUGGGCAUUU